Molecule: messenger RNA, 7662 nt
Organism: Aspergillus candidus
Lineage: Eukaryota; Fungi; Ascomycota; Eurotiomycetes; Eurotiales; Aspergillaceae
Product: putative polyketide synthase
Exons: 2
Coding region: 1-7662 (2553 amino acids)
Molecular function (GO): phosphopantetheine binding; acyltransferase activity
Source: RefSeq, a predicted model, not a curated record
AUGGAACACAAGCUAUCCCCUCCUGCAGGGGGCAAAGUGGUGCUUCUAUUCGGCUGCCAAUGCCUCUCCUUCGACGCCAACGACUUCCGCCGCCUGCGUUCUAUCGUCCUCGAUUUAGACGAGCAUUCAUGGGUGUUACACGUCCUUGCAGAACUGCCCGUCUACUAUCGAAUCGCAUCAAAAUUAGUUCCGCAACUGGGUUCUAUCCCAGCCGAGAAGCAGCUGCAGGACUUGCAUCAAUGGUUUUGUUCCGGUGAGGUCAAGGAGGACUACUUCCCUCUCCCAUACGUGCAGCUGGCUCCUCUGUUCAUGGUAUUGCAGUUUACGCAGUACGCGCAGUAUCUGCAUCUGACCAAUUCGGAAUAUGUGUCCACUGGUGAAAUCCAUCCAGCCGAGAGCCCCGUAGUGGAGAUCGCAGGCUUCUGUAUUGGCUUCCUCGGCGCUGUCGUGGCUGCCGCCGCGGCGAAUAGAGAACAAUUCCACGAGUAUGCCAAGGUCGCCGUGCGUUUAUCGAUGUUGCUUGGUGCAAUGGGGGAUGCCCAGGAGGUGGACAAUCGAUACACUUCACUGGCGAUGGUGUGGAAGGCGCCCGAGGCGGAAGAGCAGCUCUCCGUCGUACUGGAACAGUUCCCUGGGGCAUACAUCACCGUCCGCUAUGACACCAACAGAUCAACUCUCAUGUGUCCAAGACACUGCAUUGGACAGCUCCAGAAAGCCCUACACGAUGUCGGCGUCAACUCUAGUCCAGUCGAGUUCAAUGGUCGCUACCACUGGAGUGGACACGAACGGGCGGUUGGUGCCCUACAAUCGAUGUGUGAUAAGGUUGUCGGAUUGCAGUUGCCGGAUGCUUCUCGGCUUGUGAGGCCCGUUCGUGACAACGUGUCUGGGGAGGUAGUUAGCCAAGGACCUCUCCACCACCGCGUCGUGCAAUCUAUCCUCGCUCAGCAAUGCCAGUGGUCUCACACAUUCUCCACUCUACACGCCGCCAAUCUGACCUCCCCGGACUCCAUCUUGGUCGAAUUCGGCACAGAGCGUUGUAUUCCACCCUCGUUCAUGCGCAUCAUGCGCAGCCGCGUUGUCCACUACACAGAUCUAGAACUAGACCUCCUCUCCCGGCUCUCUCCUCUCCACCCCACGCCCCCUAUCUACGACGACGACAUUGCCGUAGUCGGCAUGGCUUGUCGCGUCGCUGGCGCGGACGAUCUCGACGAAUUUUGGCAACUUCUCUGCUCGGGUCAGUCCCAGCACCAGGAAAUGCCCGCAGAGCGCUACGAAAACUACGAAACGCCGUGGCGACCGGGCGCCACUCGCGGGUGGUUCGGCAACUUCAUGCGCGACAUUGACGCCUUCGACCACCGCUUUUUCAAAAAGGUCCCGCGCGAAGUCAUGUCACAGGACCCACAGCAGCGACUCCUUCUCCAGGUUGCGUACCAGGCCCUCGAGCAGGCAGGGUACUUCCAGCGUGCCGAUCCCGACCGCAAUAUCGGCUGCUAUGUCACCUGCUGCACUGUGGACUACGAACAGAACGUGAACUGCCAUACGGCGAGUGCAUACGCGGCUACGGGAUUGCUGCGCAGUUUCAUUGCCGGCAAGAUGAGCCACUACUUUGGUUGGCGGGGUCCGUCGCUCUGUGUCGAUACGGCGUGUUCCGGGUCGGCCGUGGCGCUGCACCAGGCAUGCAGGGCUAUUCUUAGCGGGGAGUGCUCGGCUGCGUUGGUCGGUGGGGCAAAUAUUUUGACAAGUCCCCUUGCAUUUGACAAUCUCAAUGGAGCGUCGUUCAUCAGCCCGACCGGUCCGUGCAAGCCAUUUGAUGAGAAGGCUGAUGGGUACUGCCGGGGGGAGGGUGUCGCCGCCGUGUUUGUGAAAAAGAUGUCGGACGCUUUGGCUGACGGCGAUACGAUCCUUGGGACUAUUGCUGCGACGGCGGUUGAUCAGAAUAAUAAUUGCACGCCGAUUGUGGUUCCCGAUGCCGCUUCGCUGGCGGGCUUGUUCACCAAGGUGACGCGCCGCGCCCGUCUAAUCCCCAAAGAUAUUUCCGUAGUGGAAGCGCACGGGACUGGAACACAAGCUGGGGAUCCGGCAGAAUACAGCAGCGUGCGACAGGUACUAGGCGGCCCGCAGCGUGGAUCGUCCCUCGCGCUCGGCUCUGUCAAGGGACUGGUCGGACAUACAGAGGGUGUCUCGGGGUUGGUAGCACUUGUGAAAGUGCUGCUCAUGAUCCACGAGGGCCAUAUCCCACCGCAGCCGAAUUUCCGUUCGAUGAAUCCCCAUAUUAAAACCGGUCCCGAAGACCACAUCGACAUUCCGACGCAGACGAUCCCGUGGAACGCGAAAUUCCGCGCGGCGUUGAUCAACAACUAUGGCGCCUCGGGCUCAAAUGCCUCUAUUGUCAUCACACAGGCUCCAUGCAGCAAGGAGAUGCACAAGUCUUGUGUCCACCGCGGAGACGCAAGCAUUCCGUUCCGCCUGUGUGGGUCCGACGAGUCUCGGCUCCGCGAUUCUGCCGAGAGACUCCGCCGCUUUCUCCGCCGCCAAGCCCUCUCCGCUUCCGCCAGCAUCGCCGACUUGGCGUUUGCGGCGUGUCGGCAGGCUAACCCAGCGCUCGACCGUCAUUUGUUGCUUCGUUGUCGGAGUAUUGCAGAACUGGACCAGAAAUUGACAGCUGUAGUUGAAGGUGGUAAAAAUGGAAUCGUGCAGAGGAAACCCACGCGUCCGGUGGUUUUGUGUUUCGGGGGACAAGUGUCCAUAUCGAUUGGGCUGGAUAGAAGCAUCUACGAUGCCCUUCCUUUACUGCGCGGUCAUCUCGAUGAGUGUGAUAGGAUAUUGCGGUCGCUGGACCAUCCCAGUUUGUACCCCGGCAUCUUUGAGCAGACGCCCAUCGCAGAUCAGGUCGACUUGCAGACCAAACUCUUCGCUCUACAGUAUUCCUGCGCCCGCUGCUGGAUAGAUUCCGGUGUACCCGUGACCGCUGUCGUGGGGCACAGCUUCGGCGAAGUGACGGCUCUUUGUGUGUCCGGCGUGUUGUCUCUGCGUGACGCAUUGGUCCUGGUGGCUCGUCGUGCUGCUCUCAUACGCCAUGGCUGGGGUGCAGACUCGGGUGCAAUGUUAGCCGUAGAGGGUGACCGCGCAGAGAUAGACCAGCUACUUGCGACAACGAACAGUGGCAUCACGGAUGCCUUCCCAGCUACGAUCGCCUGUUUGAAUGGACCACGCAGUUUCACUGUAGCUGGGCCCACGUGGGUCAUCGAUGCGAUGCAGCAGAUCAUCAACAGACCACUAUUUAAGCACAUGAGAGCCAAACGCCUGUCAGUCACGAACGCGUUCCAUUCUACCCUAGUCGAUCCCUUGAUUCCCGAGCUCGAACGCGUCACCGAUGGUCUAACCCUUCGAGAGCCCACGAUCCACCUGGAAAGGGCCACAGAGCAUCCAUCAACAGGCAUUCCUCCCUCGACCGUGGUUGCAGAUCACCUUAGGCAGCCUGUUCACUUCAACGAUGCCGUGCACCGUCUCGCCGAGAAGCAUCGCUCCGCUGUAUGGCUCGAAGCAGGGUCCAACUCCACCGUCACCCUCAUGGCGGCUCGCGUUCUCGCGUCUGUCGCUGACAAUCAUCAUUUCCAAGCGGUCAAUCUCAAUUCUGGAACGGGUCUACAGGGCCUCACCGAUGCAACCAUUGGCCUAUGGACAGAAGGCAUAUCAGCGACAUUCUGGGGAUAUCAUUCAUGCCAAACAAAAGAGUACACGCCCGUGCUCUUGCCUCCGUAUCAAUUCGAGAAGAGCAGACAUUGGAUGCAGAACGAGAAACUGCCUGUCCAGGCCACAGGACUCUCCACGGAAUUAGCAGCCUCAAAAGCAUCCACAGUGGUGACGUUCACAGGCUACCAGGACAAGAACGAGCGUAUAGCCAAAUUCAUGAUCAACACCUCCCAUCCAGAAUACCACGAUGCCCUGAGAGGCCACGUCGCCGCGCAAACUGCACCGCUAGCCCCCGCGUCUAUGAUGCUCGACAAUGUCAUCGAAGCGCUGCGAACCCUUCUCGAGUGCACUGAUAAAGUGCCCGUUGUGCGCACUGUCACCAGCGAAGCGCCCCUUUGUCUAGACCCCUCCCGCACGGUGUGGAUCGAGUUGCACGCGCAGGAUACAGAGAAGCAAGCUUGGAACAUCAGAUAUCUCAGCGAGAACAGUGAUAAAAGAUUCCGGACGCAGGUCCUUCACUGCAAUGCCCAAGUCAGCAUGCUCCGCCCUGACGAUCCCGGUCUGCUGGCCGAAUUCGCUCGCUACACCCGUCUGUUCCCGCAUCGUCGGUGCAAGCAGGUCCUAAACGACCCCAACGUCGAUGAUAUUCUCCAAGGACGCGCCGUGUACAAAGCGUUUUCCGAGGUCGUCGCGUACUCUGACCUAUACAAAGGUGUGUACAAAAUCGUUGGAAAGUGCACCGAAAGCGCCGGUCGCGUGACCAAACAGUAUACGGGAAAGACCUGGGCAGAUCCAUUUCUCUGCGACUCAUUCAGCCAGGUUGCGGGUUUCUGGGUGAACUGCAUGACUGAUCGUCCAGAAAGUGAUAUCUUUAUCGCCGCUGGUAUGGAGCAGUGGAUGCGCAGUCCGCGGCUGGCGGAUCCGCACACGCCGCGUCCUGCGCGGUGGGAUGUCUUCGCUACGCAUGUCCCUGGGGAGGAUGUGUACACCAGUGAUAUCUUUGCGUAUGAUGCAGAGACGGGUGAGCUCGUUGAGGUUUUCCUGGGUAUGCAAUAUACGAGAGUGGCGAAGAAGGCGUUUCGGAAGUUGCUGGGGAUGUUUGCGCCUGAUUACGGUGCCACUUCUGCUGUCGACAAGUCGGACGCGGUACCCCAUACUGUGCAGACGAGAGAUCAUCAAAAAGAGACAACAAAGAAGGAAAUUAAAACACCCGAUUUGGGUGCCAAAGUGAAGGCCAUCGUGGCAGAGUUCUGCGCUGUCGACUCGAAAGAGAUACACGACAAUAACCGCAUGGCCGACUCGGGCGUGGAUUCCCUUAUGGCGAUGGAGUUGGCGCGGGAGUUGGAAGAAUCCUUUCACUGCUCAAUCCCAGCAACUGACCUGAUGGAGGCCGAGACUUUCCGCGAUCUGGUAAACUGCGUCCGGACUGCGCUGGGUGAAGAUGAGCCCGAAGAGGAGGGUCCGAUAUCCAGCUCAGAGUCCGACGGGGAGGUUGAUAUGGGGCCGUCGGCAGCCGACUCAGUCACCACCGUGUCCUGCGACGACUCGGAUCUGUAUCUCCCACCGCAAACCGCGCUUGAUGCAUUCGGUGAGACGAAGAAACUCACCGACGCCUUCCUCGCGAACAACCAGUGCAGCGGGCGCGUGCAUAUCUUCAAUCCCGUACAGAUUCAACUCUGCGUGACGCUCACCCUCGAGGCAUUCGAGACGCUGGGCUCAUCAAUCCGCACUGCAAAACCGGGUCAGCGACUGUCUCGCAUCGUCUUUGACCCACAGCACCGCGAGCUCGUCGACUAUCUCUAUCUGCGUCUGGAAGAAGCGCGCAUUGUCGACCUCGACGGUGCAGCUGUCAUCCGCACGACGGUGUCCGUCCCGCCCAAGAGCAGCGCCGCACUUAUGCAAGAGAUCGAGCGAGCGUACCCUGAAUUUGCCGGUGCCAGCAAACUCUCCUUCUAUACAGGCAGCCACCUAGCUAGCGUCCUCCGCGGAGACCAAGACGGCCUACAGCUCAUCUUUGGCACGAAAGACGGCCAAGACCUCGUCUCCUGGAUGUACGGCGACGAGCCCCACAAUGUCGCGGGGUACAAGCAAAUGCUGGACUUUAUUCAGCGGGUUGCGAGCAAGCUGGACAGAGCAGACAAUACCGGUCCACUUAAAAUCCUCGAGAUGGGUGCCGGCACCGGCGGUGGCACGAAGUACUUUCUUCCUGGCCUGGCCAAACUAGGCUUCCCUGUCGAAUACACUUUUACGGAUAUAUCCCCUGCAUUCCUAGCUCAGGCGCGUCGUCGCUUCAAAGAGUAUUCUUUCGUGAAAUACCGCGUGCAUGACAUUGAGAAGGCCCCGGCAGAGGAACUGUUGGGAACCCAACAUAUCAUCAUCGCGAGUAACGCUGUGCAUGCCACUUCCAACUUGCAGGACUCGACGCGGUUCAUGCGACAGGCUCUUCGUCUAGACGGGCUUGUGUUGAUGUUGGAGAUGACGCGGCCUGUAUUUGCGAUCGAUAUCGUCUUCGGCCUGUUCCGCGGCUGGUGGGUGUUUCGGGACGGACGCACUCACGCCAUUACCAGCGAACGUCGCUGGGAAACGGAUCUGCACGCUGCUGGGUACGGACAUGUGGAUUGGACGGAUGGGCACUCGCCUGAAGUGAGUGUUCAACGGGUCCUCUUUGCGAUGGCAUCAGGGGAGCGGCGCGAUAAAUUGCCUAUCGCCAGCGCGCCGGCAGUUGGUCCCCUGGCGGGGGUCGAUAACACUCCCAGAGAACGAUUUACAACGGGGUAUGCUCGGACUGGCGUGGACGGGCUCACGUUUGACUCGAUCGCCUUCCCGCGCAAUGCUAAUGAAGUCAUAACGGUGCUGGUAACAGGUGGCACGGGCAGUCUGGGCAGCCAUCUCGUCGCGCAUCUUGCGCGGAUGCCGUCGGUACACCAGGUGGUCUGUCUGAAUCGGCGCACCACCAUAUCCGAUGCCACCGAGCGACAGAAACAGGCCUUGAUUGAGAAAAAGCUGUCCCUCUCACCAACAGAAAUGGCCAAACUCUGCGUCAUCGAAACCAACACGGCCGACGCACAUCUUGGCCUCCCGCACGACCGAUACGAAGCGCUAAUGGCAACGGUAACGCACAUCAUCCACAAUGCCUGGCCCAUGAAUGGCUCGCGCUCACUGUCCAGCUUCGAACUCCAGUUCAGUGUAAUGCGGCAGCUGCUAACCCUUGCGAAGGAAAUCUGUUGCCAGGGCGUAAAGCCCACGUUCCAGCUCGUGUCGUCCAUUAGCACAGUUGGGUACUACCCUCUCGUCGAGGGGAAGGCCACCGUCCCUGAAACAAAAACUCAGAUCGAAUACGUUCUGAACAAUGGCUACGGCGAAGCCAAGUUUGUUUGCGAGCGUAUGCUCCACGAUAGCCUGCUCCAGUACCCGGAUCGUUUCCGCGCGAUGGUCGUCCGACCGGGCCAGAUCAGCGGGUCGUCUAGUACGGGGUACUGGAAUGAUGGGGAGCAUCUUCCUGCGCUGAUCAAGUCUGCAGAGACGCUGAAAGCCCUCCCAGACCUGCGAGGCCCGUUGUCGUGGACGCCUGUAGACGCUGUGGCUGCUUCUUUGGUCGAUCUGCUGUUUGUCGAGUGUCCUCGUGCAGUGUACCAUAUUGAUAAUCCGGUGAGGCAACCGUGGGAGGCGAUGAUCCCUAUCUUAGCCAAGGGACUAGCCAUUCCAGUCGAGAAUGUUGUACCCUUUGCGGAGUGGAUCCAGCGUGUGAAGAACUUUCCGGGUAGUCGGGAGGAUAACCCGGCGGGGGUCAUGGCGGACUGGUUGGAGGCGAACUUCAAGAGAAUGUCCUGUGGGGGAUUGUUGUUGGAUACGACACAGGGGGUCGAGCAUUCUCCUGCUCUAAAAGAUGUUGGACCGGUUGGAGAGGAAGUUGUUCGAAAAUAUUUAUCCGGCUGGAUACAGAAGGGAUUCUUGGCUGGGCCCUACUAG